Oppiella nova is the source of this 1518-nucleotide messenger RNA. Lineage: Eukaryota; Metazoa; Arthropoda; Arachnida; Sarcoptiformes; Oppiidae. The record is from the annotation of a GenBank genome assembly.
AUGUCUGAUAAACGGGUGGCCAUCAUAGGGGCCGGUAUGUCAGGGAUGGCGGCGUGGAAGGCAUGCCAGGAACAAGGUAUAGGAGCCGUGGUGUAUGAAAAGACUGAUGACAUAUGCGGGCUAUGGAGGUACAGGGAUGAGGUGGUUGAGGGCAACCCAUCACUCAUGAGGUCGACUACACUGAACACCAGUAAAGAGAUGAGUGCCUUAUCCGACUUCCCUGUGCCCAAACAUUUCCCUAAUUUUAUGCACCACUCGGUUAUGCGACAAUAUUUGACAUCAUAUGCCGAGAAGUUUGGUUUCAUAGAAAACGUGAAACUUAAACACGAGUUAAUACACUGCGUGCCAAACGAUGACUACGAUAGCACCGGUAGGUGGAUGUUAACGGUCCGGGACAUAGAAAUGAGUCGCGUGUUGACUGAAGUAUUUGAUGGCGUUAUGGUGUGCACCGGGACCUACCAGAAGCCAAUAAUACCCGAGUUUGCAAAUCAACAUUUAUUUAAAGGACAGGUAUUACACUCGACUGAGUACAGGGAGCCGCGUGACUUUUAUGGCAAACGGGUAUUGGUAGUAGGGGUGGGCAGUUCGGGCACUGAUAUUGCCGUCGAGGUGUCCAACGUGUGCACUAAUGUAUACCUGUCCAGUCGCAGUGGGUGUUGGCUUUACAAAAGGGUGGGCCCUUAUGGACUACCACUUGAUAUAUUCGGAUUCCGGCGUUAUCUGGCCUGGAUGUUUGACGGGCCCGCAUAUCCACUAUUGUGUUGGGCGAGCCAACUGUACUUGAACUUCAUAUUUAACCCUAAACUAUACGGACUUCAAUCGACGCAUAAAGUCUUCUCGCAUAAUAACACAGCGGUUAACGACGAUCUGCCCAAACGGAUCAUUACGGGCGCCGUUAGGGUUAAGCCGGACGUACAGGAGUUUACGGAAAAUGGAGUCAUUUUUAGUGGUGAGUCUCGUGAGUACGAGUGCGAUGUCGUGGUAUUUGGCACCGGGUACGAAUUGUCGUACCCAUUUUUGUCUCAAGACAUACUUCCCAUAAAUAACCCGGACUUUCGUCUAUACAAACAUUUGUUUAUUCCGAACGGUAAACACUCGCAUACAUUGGCACUCAUAGGCAUCGUAUCAUCGGUGGGACCCUAUCUACCCGUGUUUGAGCUCCAGUGCCGCUAUUUUGCCCAAUUGAUGACCAAUAAGAUACAGUUGCCAUCGGAUAAGGAAAUGUCGAAAGAAAUUAAUUGUCGAAAAGAGUGGGUUAAAAAAUAUUAUCCAGGUUAUGAAAAGUAUGGUCGACAGGUACGGCAUGUACAGUAUAUGGAUGAGUUGGCUGAGUGUGUGGGUUGUAAACCAAAACUAAUGAAGUAUUUGUUCACUGAUCCCAAACUCUGGUGGCACCUGUACUUUGGACCCUGCGUUCCCUAUCAUUACAGGUUAAAUGGUCCUAAUUGUUGGCCCGAAGCCAGAGAAACUAUACUUACGGUCAUGGACAGAAUUAAAGCACCUUUUAAAAAUGCUUGA